CCUGGAGGGGCCAGGGGAUGGAGCCUGGGGGUGGAAGGGCCGGACCGUCCCCAGAGGUGUGUGAUCCACAGAGUAGAGACUAUGGUUGGCGGGUGCCCCCUACUCAGGUCCACUGCUGCUGACCCGGUCCGUGUCUCCUACAGGAACGGACUCUGCAGACGAGGCGGCCUAAUCCGGCCAACCCGUCCUAAGGGAGAGGACAGAGUCCCAGAGCGCAGACGAUGGCUGAAGCCUCGUGGGGUCCCCACACCUCGGAGAAGAGAGGACUCUGGCAGGUCCCCGUGACGUUCGAGGAUGUGGCCGUCUUCUUGACUCGGGAAGAGUGGUGUCACCUUGACCUUCCCCAGAGGAGCCUCUACAAGGAUGUCAUGCUGGAGAACUAUGACCAUGUGGCCUCCCUGGGCUUUCCCGUCUCCAAACCCACCGUGAUUUUGCAGUUGGAGCGAGGGGUGGAACCGUGGGUGCUAAAUACACGGGAAGCAGAGAAGAGGAGGAGCCCGACAGGCGCCAGACGAAGUUCCUCUGUCCCACCGCAAGCAGCCGGUGAAAUCGAACCUCCUGCUUCUCUGUCGGCUCGAGAGACCGAGACCGGGAUCGGCAGUCUGCCUCCACGGCGGGAAAUGUCGCCGAGAGAGGCCCACGAGGUGAUGUCAGGGAGACCCCAGUGGGACCCCGAGUGCCGAGGAGCCCGUGAGCGAGAGAGGAGGCCGGAGUGGUGGUGGAGAAGCCAGGAGAGAGCGGGGAGGUUUCGGAUACAAGCGGCCGCCACCUCCGGGGAGCCCCGCCUGGCCGGGAACGGACCGGGGCCCCGCUCCGGAGAGAGUUCGGACCCGGCUUCCCGGUGGAGGCCGCCCCCGGCCGGGAACGCCAUCGGCAGGCGCCCGGAGGGCGGCCCCGGGAAGCCCCACCUGUGCCGCGAGUGCGGGAAGGGGUUCAAAUGGGCAUCCAAACUGGUGGAGCACCGGCGACGACACACCGGCGAGAAGCCCUACUCCUGCCCGGCCUGCGGGAAGGCCUUCGGCAACAGCUCCAACCUCAUCCGCCACCGGAGGAUCCACACCGGCGAGAAGCCCUACGCCUGCCUGGCCUGCGGGAAGGCCUUCCGGAACAGCUCCAACCUGAUCGAGCACCAGAGGGUCCACACCGGCGAGAAGUCCUUCGUGUGCCCCGACUGCGGGAAGACCUUCCGCUGGCGCUCCCACUUCGUCCACCACCAGAGGAGCCACCGCGGAGAGAAGCCCUACUCCUGCCCGGACUGCGGGAAGACCUUCAAGUGGACCUCCAAGCUCGUCGAGCAUCAGAGGGUCCACACCGGCGAGAAGCCUUACGUCUGCCCCGGCUGCGGGCGAGCCUUCAACCACAGCUCCAACCUGAUCCGCCACCAACGGAUCCACGCCAAGGAGGGGACGUGGGAGGGGCCCGGGAGCUGGGGCGGCUGCGAGGACCUCGGCACCGAGGACGAGCCCCUCGCGGAGAACGGAGGGGGCCGGGUUUUCGGACAGCAGGGGCCGCGGCCCGGAGGGGAGGAGCCGCACGCGGGCCCUCGGUACGGGGAAGGCUUCGCCCUCGGCUCCGACCUCGUUUGCCACCAGAGGCUUCCCGUCAGGGGGAGGGAAUGGCGCCGGGCGGAGGGCGGGAGAACUGCCGACGGGCACGCGGAACCCUCGAGUCCCAAGAGGUUCCCCGCCGGGGAUCGGCUCCUCGGGUGGGACGCCCGUGGGAGAACCUGGAGGUGGAGCGUGGAAUAUCCGCAGGGCCACCCCGGAGGGGAGCCCUCCAGACGGAAUGCAAAGAGCGGCCUGGCCUACGAGAAGCAGCGGGGCCCGGUCGAUAGAGCCCGGGCCCAGGAGGCAGAAGGAGCCGGGUUCUAGUCCCACAC
Ornithorhynchus anatinus (platypus) is the source of this 1879-nucleotide messenger RNA. Its product is annotated as zinc finger protein 92 homolog. Gene Ontology annotation, biological process: regulation of transcription by RNA polymerase II. The record is from RefSeq and is a predicted model, not a curated record. NCBI's taxonomy places the organism in Eukaryota, Metazoa, Chordata, Mammalia, Monotremata, Ornithorhynchidae. Gene Ontology annotation, molecular function: DNA-binding transcription factor activity, RNA polymerase II-specific; RNA polymerase II cis-regulatory region sequence-specific DNA binding. The transcript has 4 exons. The coding region runs from base 222 to 1871 and encodes 549 amino acids.